AUGAACUCACGCCUGCGUCUCCCUCCCAAACCCGCAGGCGCCGCCGCCGCCGCCGCCGGAGAGCUCGAGCUGCUCGUCCCGCGGGCCGCGGGCAUGGACCGCCACGAGCUGGGCGGCGCGGGAGCCGUCGAGAUCGAGAAGGCGCCGCGCGAGGCCGGGGCGGACAUGGAGUCGGAGCCGGCCGCGGCGCGCGCGGCGGAGCGCGUCCCGCCGUGGCGCGAGCAGCUGACGGCCCGCGGCCUGGUGGCGGCGCUGCUCAUCGGCGUCGUCUACACCGUCAUCGUCAUGAAGCUCAGCCUCACCACGGGGAUCGUGCCCACGCUCAACGUCUCCGCCGCGAUGCUCGCCUUCCUCGCGCUCCGCGGAUGGACGCACGUGCUCCACCGACUCGGCAUUGCCUCACGCCCCUUCACGCGACAGGAGAACACCGUCGUCCAGACCUGCAUCGUCGCCUGCUACACCAUCGGAUUCGGCGGCGGGUUCGGGUCCUUCUUGCUGGGGCUGGACAAGAAGACCUACGAGCUGGCCGGGGCCAGCACGCCGGGGAAUGUGCCGGGGAGCUACAAGGACCCCGGCAUCGGAUGGAUGAUGGGCUUCCUCCUCGCCGUCAGCUUCGUCGGCCUCCUCACCUUGCUCCCCCUCAGAAAGGUGCUCGUCAUCGACUAUAAACUAACCUAUCCAAGUGGGACUGCGACUGCCGUGCUCAUAAACGGCUUCCACACACCUCAAGGAGAUAAGAAUGCAAAGAAGCAGGUCCUGGGCUUCCUCAAGUACUUUGGGAUCAGCUUCUUCUGGAGCUUUUUCCAGUGGUUCUACACCGCCGGCGACUUCUGCGGAUUCAUGCAGUUCCCCACAUUUGGGCUGAAGGCUUGGAAACAAUCAUUCUUCUUCGAGCCUGCCAUGUGCAGUGGAAGCGGUGCGUUGCUGCGUGGUUUGGAUGGCUGACGCCUGAACCAGUGGUUGGCUGGUUGAAGUUGGUUCCAUACACAUUUUCUCCAUCCCCUUUCCCGAUCCAGGGUUGCGCUGUUCUUGAUCCCAAGUUGUGCUUUUUAGUCUGUUUCUAAUGUGAGCUUGUGACUGCUCUUUGUACAGGUUCAUGCGGAACCACUGUGUUUGUGGUUUUCUGGACAGGUUUGCUCUUUUACUCUGAAUCAUGCAUACUUUGGUUUCGAUGUUUGUAUAGUUACUGAUCUCUAUAUUUUUGGCUUUGUAGUUCAGUGUACUGAUUUUCUCUUCCAUUUUGUUGGUUCUUUGUAACUGUAUAUUAUUUGGCCAUUUCUCAAUGGAAAAAUAUAUUAUUUUGCC
Molecule: messenger RNA, 1305 nt
Organism: Lolium rigidum
Lineage: Eukaryota; Viridiplantae; Streptophyta; Magnoliopsida; Poales; Poaceae
Product: probable metal-nicotianamine transporter YSL16
Exons: 6
Coding region: 1-945 (314 amino acids)
Biological process (GO): response to iron ion; seed development
Cellular component (GO): plasma membrane
Molecular function (GO): oligopeptide transmembrane transporter activity; iron-nicotianamine transmembrane transporter activity
Source: RefSeq, a predicted model, not a curated record